Colletotrichum truncatum is the source of this 1338-nucleotide messenger RNA. Its product is annotated as elongation factor tu. The record is from RefSeq and is a predicted model, not a curated record. Gene Ontology annotation, biological process: mitochondrial translational elongation. NCBI's taxonomy places the organism in Eukaryota, Fungi, Ascomycota, Sordariomycetes, Glomerellales, Glomerellaceae. Gene Ontology annotation, molecular function: GTP binding; GTPase activity; translation elongation factor activity. Gene Ontology annotation, cellular component: mitochondrion.
AUGUCCACCGCCUUCAGAUCCGUUGCGCCGUUCCUGCGCACGGCGCGCGCCUCUCUGCGCCAGGGCAACGUUAGCCCCCUUCAGGCCGCUCUGAAGAGACAGAACGUCUCCCCCAUCCUCAACGCCUACCGCACAUACGCCGUCUACGAGCGCUCAAAGCCUCACGUCAACAUUGGUACUAUUGGCCACGUCGAUCACGGAAAGACCACUCUGUCCGCCGCCAUCACCAAGAGACAGGCCGAGAAGGGCCUUGCCAACUUCCUCGAGUAUGGCGCUAUCGACAAGGCUCCUGAGGAGCGCAAGCGUGGUAUCACCAUUUCCACUGCCCACAUCGAGUACUCGACCGACACCAGGCAUUACUCCCACGUCGACUGCCCUGGUCACGCCGAUUACAUCAAGAACAUGAUUACCGGUGCCGCCAACAUGGACGGUGCCAUUAUCGUCGUUGCUGCCUCCGACGGUCAGAUGCCCCAGACCCGUGAGCACUUGCUGCUUGCCCGUCAGGUCGGUGUCCAGAAGAUCGUCGUUUUCGUCAACAAGGUCGACGCUAUUGAUGACCCUGAGAUGUUGGAGCUCGUCGAGAUGGAGAUGCGUGAGCUCCUUAGCACCUACGGUUUCGAGGGUGACGAUACCCCCGUCAUCAUGGGUUCCGCCCUCUGCGCCCUGAACAACACCAAGGAUGAGAUCGGCACCCAGAGAAUUGACGAGCUCAUGAAGGCUGUUGAUGAGUGGAUCCCCACUCCCCAGCGUGACCUUGAGAAGCCCUUCCUCAUGUCUGUUGAGGACGUCUUCUCCAUCGCUGGCCGUGGUACUGUCGUCAGUGGACGUGUCGAGCGUGGCACCCUGAAGAGAGAUACUGAGGUCGAGAUUGUCGGCAAGGGCAACGAGGUCAUCAAGUCCAAGGUCACUGACAUUGAGACCUUCAAGAAGUCCUGCGAGGAGUCCCGCGCCGGUGACAACUCUGGCCUUCUGCUCCGUGGUAUCAAGCGUGAGGACAUCCGCCGUGGUAUGGUCGUUGCCAAGCCCGGCACUGUCAAGGCUCACAAGAGCUUCCUCGCCUCUCUCUACGUCCUCUCCAAGGAGGAGGGUGGUCGCCACACCGGUUUCCACCAGAACUACAAGCCUCAGAUGUACCUCCGUACCGCUGAUGAGGCCUGCACCCUUACCUUCCCCGAGGGCACUGAGGAUGCCGACAGCAAGAUGGUCAUGCCCGGUGACAACAUUGAGAUGGUCGCCACUCUGCACAACCCCAGCGCCAUCGAGGUUGGCCAGCGCUUCAACGUCCGUGAGGGCGGUCGCACUGUCGCCACUGGUCUCAUUACCCGUAUCAUUGAGUAA